Messenger RNA from Candoia aspera, 1180 nucleotides. RefSeq names its product zinc finger protein 197-like. The coding region runs from base 32 to 1180 and encodes 382 amino acids. The transcript has 7 exons. Gene Ontology annotation, biological process: regulation of DNA-templated transcription. Lineage: Eukaryota; Metazoa; Chordata; Lepidosauria; Squamata; Candoiidae. The record is from RefSeq and is a predicted model, not a curated record.
AUUUGGAGUUGUGUUGCAGAACAGAGGAAGAAUGGAGACACAACCUUUAGCAAGAGGUGGGAGCUGUGGGGAGAUCUGGGCAAGAACUGGGCAGAAGACCCUGGAGGCGGAAACCCUCCAUGCAGAAGUUCAGCCCUGGAACUGCAGGAGCGUCCAAUACCAGGAGGCCGAGGGUCCCCGAGGACUUUGCAGCCGGCUCCACUCCUUGUGCAGUCGAUGGUUGAGAGCAGAAAAGCACACCAAAGCGCAGAUGCUGGACCUGGUUGUUCUGGAGCAGUUCCUGGCCCUGCUGCCCCUGCAGGUGGAGCGCUGGGUGCGGGAGUGUGGAGCAGAGACCAGCUGCCAGGCGGUGGCCCUGGCCGAGGGCUUCCUCCUGAGCCAGGCGGAGGAGCAGAAGGAGCAGGUCGGGUUGCAGUCCUUCACUGUGGAGAUCAGAGAUCCCGAGGGAAGGAGGAAUCCAUCCAAUCCCCCUCCGGAGAUGUUUUUCAGGGGGAUCUCUCAGGAAGAUCCAGGUCAGGACACCUCAGCAGGGAAGACUCAAACAAAGUUGACUGCUCUAUACGGUGGAGCUGAAACACUUGUUGGACCUCCAAGUCAAGGGGGUCCUGUGUCCUUCGAGGAGGUGGCUGUGUGUUUCUCCGAGGAGGAGUGGUCUCUCCUGGAUCCUCACCAAAAAGCCCUACAUUGGGAAGUCAUGCUGGAGAAUUGUAGGAACGUGGCCUCUCUGGGUAAUCAAGGGCAGAACAACAAAGAUUCCAGUGAACCAUUCCAGAUGAUCAGGCAUGGAGAUGGAUUCACUGGAGAGGGCUUGGUGCAAACUAAACUGGAAGUUUCCCAACGGAACAGGAUUGGGCUCUUAGCUUCAGAUACAGACACUGGGGAGAUGUUCGUGAGGACUCUUAACACCUUUGCUGAACUCGAAAAGGAUAAAAUGUCAAAACCUUCAACUACUUCUCUCUCUGACAUCAACACUUUUGUGGAGACAGUGUUUCACUGCUUAUUCUUCAAGCCAGAAUUGUCUAGAAAAGGGCAGACCAGGUGCAAAGAAUCAGAGAAGCUGGAGACCCUGGUCCAGAAUAUCCCUGAAGAAACAUUUUAUCUGGACAACUACAACAUGUAUCACACUGUGCAGGCUGCGGCGUGUGCCUUCAAUGCUGCCUGUUCAUCCAGAGCCAAGUGA